Clonostachys rhizophaga is the source of this 1494-nucleotide messenger RNA. The record is from the annotation of a GenBank genome assembly. NCBI's taxonomy places the organism in Eukaryota, Fungi, Ascomycota, Sordariomycetes, Hypocreales, Bionectriaceae.
AUGAAGUACACUCAACCCGCCAUAGCUCUAGCCUUCUUGGCUUCUUCCGCAUUAGCAGCAGAGUGCAAGCCCAAGGUUGAUUCUGAAAGCUUGCAGGCGGAUAUCAAAACUGAAAACCUUUGGAGCCAUCUGGAAGCUCUCAACAACAUCGCUUUUGAAAAAGGGAACGGAAACCGUGCCUUUGGCCUCCCCGGUUUUGCCGCAUCGGUUGACUACAUUUGGUCUCAGAUUUCUGGGUUCAAUGGUACAAAGUCUUGGAAGCAAGACUUCUCUGCCUGGUUCGCCGAGGUCCAGACCAUCUCGUUGAAGGUGAAGGAGGAGGAUCUCUAUGUCUUCGGCAUAGCCUACUCCCCCUCAACGUCACCGGAAGGCAUCACAGCGCAAGUUGUCCUCGGUCCCGCCGGCGAGGCUGGGUGUAGUGAAGAGAGCUAUAAUGGUCUUGACGUAGAGGGCAAGAUCGUCCUGACACAGCGGUUCCGCUGUCCUACGGGCGGCACACUGGCAGGCCGAGUGAAGCCUGCUGCGGCGCGAGGUGCAGCGGCCGUGAUCAUCUACCAUGAUCUCACUACGAAACCCACGGCUGGGUCGUUUGGUGAGGUCAAUUUGGAGGCCUAUGCGCCAACUGGAUUUAUUCAUAAGGCAGAUGGUGAGGCUAUUAUUGCACGUAUUGAGGCUGGGGAGACGGUGGAGGCAUACUUUCAGCAAACGCAGCUGGUGGAGCAACGGGUCACUCAGAAUGUAUUUGUUGAGACGGCAGAUGGUGACCCGUCUAACGUGAUCAUGCUCGGCGCUCAUCUUGACAGUGUCCAGGCUGGUCCCGGUAUCAAUGAUGAUGGCUCGGGAACCAGUCUAGUCCUAGAAAUCUUCAAAGCAUUGACGAAAUAUCGAUUCAAGAACAAGGUCAGGUUCGCAUGGUGGGGAGCCGAGGAGUACGGUCUGCUUGGCUCAAAACACUACUGCCAGAACCUCGAAACCAAGGAAGUAAACAACAUUCUGGCCUAUCUCAACUACGACAUGGUUUCAAGAGGCUACUUUGGCGUCAGCGAUAAUGACGGGCGCGCAUACGGCUCAGUUGCACCACGUGGUUCCGAAGUGAUUCAACAGAUCUACCUCGACUGGUUCAAAGCUCAAGGGUUGGAGACGACGCCUGCCAUCCUCACUAACGGCAGCGACUACGCAUCGUUCUGGGGCAUUUUGAACAAGCCUUUUGGUUUCCUCAACACCGGGACAGGGGUGGCGCAGGACGACUGUUACCAUCAAGCCUGUGACACGAUCGACAACCCGGAUGCAGAGACCAUCACUUACAAUGCCAAGGCUGCGGCGCACAUGGUCUCGAUUCUCUCCAUGAAGGGCCAUGAACUCAUCCCCAAAACUAUUGUGAACGAGACGUCUCUUGCGAUGAUAAAGAGAAGCGAUUUCUUCGCAGAUGAGAUCAAUAUUGAGGAGCUCGAAGCACUUGGUGAGAGACAUCUAGGGUGUGGGCACGAUCUGUGA